Carlito syrichta (Philippine tarsier) is the source of this 1635-nucleotide messenger RNA. RefSeq names its product DMRT like family C2 (gene DMRTC2). Gene Ontology annotation, cellular component: nucleus. The transcript has 9 exons. The coding region runs from base 80 to 1198 and encodes 372 amino acids. Gene Ontology annotation, biological process: regulation of DNA-templated transcription. The record is from RefSeq and is a predicted model, not a curated record. Gene Ontology annotation, molecular function: sequence-specific DNA binding. NCBI's taxonomy places the organism in Eukaryota, Metazoa, Chordata, Mammalia, Primates, Tarsiidae.
GCCGUUCCUCUCGCCACUUUCUCAUCCAGUCCCUUGGCCUCCUCCUGACUGGGUCCGACUCCGCUGGAGGCUGUGAUCCAUGGAACCUAGUGAAGCGCCUGCUGACCACCACUGCCCCUCAGACUCUGCCCCAGAGGGUGAGACCAGAGCCCCGCAGGAUGCAGAGCUUGUCCCCAAGAGAACUGUCAGUCGCUCUCCAACCUGUGCCCGCUGCCGCAACCACGGCGUCACUGCCCACCUCAAGGGCCACAAGCGCCUCUGCCUCUUUCAGGCUUGCGAGUGUCCUAAAUGUGUCCUCAUCCUGGAGCGCCGAAGGGUCAUGGCUGCCCAGGUGGCCUUGCGUAGGCAGCAGGAGGCGCAGCUAAAGAGGCACCUGGCUCAAGGACUGAUAAGGAAAGGGGAAGUCCCUCCCAAAGCUCCCAGCCGUGUCAAGAAGGGGGGAGCCACUCGACCAGGGGUGCCUUCUGGAAAGGAGAACAUAGCACUUCAGCCACAGGGCCCCCGUGGGGCAGUCCCGCUGGCACUGACACCUCCUGGGAAGAACUCUCGAGGGCCUCUGCUGCUCAGCCGUCCCCCAGAAAUCUUGCCUUUGCCCUGGACUCCAGUACCUCCAGGCCCUUGGACCCCUGGACACUGGCUGCAUCCAGGCCUCUCCAUGCCACCUCCAGUGGUUUGCCGUUUGCUAUGCCAAGAACCUGCUGUUCCUCUGCAUCCCUUCUCUGGCUUUGACCCUGGCACCUCCUUCCGGCUGCCCACUCAUGGGCCCCUCACCACCUGCCCAGGAUCUCGCCCAGUAUUGACAGCUCCUCUUUCUGGAGAGCCUCAAGGGCCCCCUAGCCUGCCCCGCACAUGUUCAACUCUGAUACUCCAGUCCUGUAGCACCCCGGACCCUCUUCUGCUGCAGCCACAGGUCCCCGGAGCCUCUCGCCUGGCCUGGACAUCUGCCCCCUCAGAACGGCAGCUGCAGCAGGAGGCAGCUGAGGCCCUCAUGGGACUGAAAGAUUCAUCCCAGGCCCCCCGCCUGACCCCUUCUGUCCCCCCAAACCCUGCCUGGAUCUCCCUGCUUCACCCCUGUGGCCCACCAGUUCCUGCUGGAGGAAGAGGAUUCCAGCCUGUUGGCCCCUCUCUUCGACCCAGCCCAACCCCCUCCGUUGCUCUGCAUAUUGGACACCUGGGGUCCAUCUCCCUCCUGAGCUAGAAGCCUAGAGAUGGAGGCUGCCUCACUGUGACAGGGAGGUGAUAGCCUGCAAGCACUGCAUAUUCAGUGUUUCCCUUAUGGAUUUAUGCAUGGAAUUUAAUGUAGUACAAGCUUCAGCCUUUUUUUUUAAGCUUCCAGGCACUUCAUUAUCUUUCAGUUCCUUCUGUAGUGUGGGCAUUUCCUUGGCUGAAAGUGGAUAUUCUUCUACCCCUUCUUGGGUCCUAGGUCUUUUUAAAAUCCCCAAGAAUGAGAGAGUUGUGCAGUUACACUGAUCGUUAUCUAUAUAUGUUUUUGCAUGAGUAUGUGUCCCAAGGUUCCAUGACUCUGUACAUGCCUGUGCACUCAUGUCUGUCUCCAUGCAUGUGAAAACAGGAGAGUAUUUUCAUUUUGUGUCUAGGUUUGUGUGAGUAAGCAAGAAAUAAACCUUUGUUGUUUUA